UACUUGCUUUGUGGAUGAACGUAAUAAAGGAUUGGCUACGAGAAGUUAGAAGUAAAAUUUGAUGCAAGAUUGACUAGAAAAUGCAAAUCAUAUUGAAUGAAUGAUAUAACCAAUCGAAACAGCAUAUAAUGGACUAUACUCUCCCGAGAUCCUGACGCUGUACGUUAUCAGGAAAGGGACGAAAUCUGGGAUUAAAUAUCUUAUAUUUUGGCGUUGGAAUCGGACCAGACAGGUUGUUUUAACAAGGGACGUGGCCGAGUCACGUGAUUCUGAUUGUGUAGAUUGCGAUCUCAGCAAGGACACAAUCAGAGGCAGUUGGAUAGAAAUGCAUGUUUAGUCCUCUAUCUCUGAGGCUAUGUUGCAUAGCCGUGAUGGCUCCCGCACUGACGGAAACAGCUACUUCGCACUUGAAACUGCAGCCAUCAUCUUCUAUAGUGGAAAGUCCUACUGAAGGGGAUUGCCACUCUCCAUCCACCAUUGCAUCACAUCGUCUGAACAAUAAAAUUGCGCUGAUUGGUGUCAAAUCUCGCAUUCUCCAAAACAGACUUACACACAUUAAUUCAGAGUCAUUAUCAGCCAUUAAGUUCCCACCCAAAUUACUAACUCCAGGCCUCCAGACAAGACUCGCAUCACUGUCUGAACUGUUUCCUCCUAACACAGAAUCGAAGUUCAUCAUCCAGGAUUUCGAAUCUGCGGAGGAGAGGCCAAAAUCACAGUUAAUUGCUAUCCAAAGCAAAAUGAACAACCUAACAACUAAUGGUCGUAAUGGAGAUUCAACUACAUUGGUACCUGAAACUGUUAAAUUGGUGAACAAACUCAAAGGUCAGCAAAUGGGUUUGAUACCAACAGACACAAGUCAGUUGAAUAAAACAAAUUGCACAAACAAUGGUGUACCAGGUCAAGCCAGUGAACAACAAACUGCAACCUCAUCUGCUCAACCUUGUUCAAGUAGACCGUUAGCUAGUAGCUCAAUAUCCCAGUCUGAAAGCUCAGAUUCCUUGCUACCAACUGAUACCUCCUCUUCAAGUAGAACAUUACCAGACACUAAAGUAAAAGAUCCAGAGCCAGUGGACACAAAUGUACAGAUGAAAAAACAACAACAACACUUAGAUAAAAGAGCAGAACGCCUAGCCAAGCGUAUUCGAAGAUUGCAGUCCCAUCAAACUAUUACCCAUGUUCGUACACAACUAUCUGGAUUUGUAGAUAAUCAACAUAAAAAUUUAGAAUGUAUGGCCAAAGCUAUCAAAGUUCCCCCAAGUAACAAUGCAGAUCUGCACUCAGAACUCCUUAUAAAUGAAGACAUUAAAAAUUUAUCAACGGCAGCACUUGUUAAUUUAGUUAGAAGGUUGCAAUCUCAACAAGUAACAUUGCGGCAAAGGCUGACAAACACUCAUACCGGGAAUGAAAAUAAAGAAGUGGUGAAACUUGAUGAAGAGACAUGCGCUGAAGCAAGUCGAGUCUCCUCAAAUCUUACAGAAAGGCUACGGCAUCUUGAAUCAGAGUUAGACUCUGAUGCAACAGAUGAGAGCUCUGGGGGAGAAAGCUGUGAUGAAGAUGAAUUCUUCGAUUUCGAGAAACGCCCUACUAUACCAUUACAAAGGCGGGCAGAGUGGAAGUGGGCAGUUGAUCGGGCAGCCAUUGCCUCACGGUGGACCUGGCUCCAGGCUCAAGUAUCUGACCUAGAAUAUAGAAUACGGCAGCAAAGUGACAUUUAUAGGCAAAUACGAGCAACUAAGGGCUCAGUUGUUCUUGGAGAAUAUACACCACCUGAUGAUUUACUUCAAGGCAAAGCCAAAUCAAACAAAAAAUUAUCUCCUUUAGAAGCUAAAAUUGCCAAUCUUGAAAGACAGAAUGAAUUGUCUCCGUGUAAUAUAUCAACGCUGCUCAGCAAUGUUGAUAAGCAGUCUACGAAGCUGACUCAGUCAUUAGGUAAUGUCUAUUCCCCUGUACAAUGUUCUAAUAGGGGUCGUAAUCAGACUCCACCUGCCAAACCUAUCAAUGGAGUAAUAGACCCUGGAUCCUCACAGUCUAAUCCAACACCUAGCAUAGACACUACAGAUAGCAAGACCCCAGCAGUAAACCCCCCAUUAAUAACAGUAGGAGAUGCAUCCCCUUGUAUUGAUAACACUUGCCAAUCAGCACGGUGUCGACCAGUGCGCAGCUAUAGAAAACGGAAAUUGCUACGAACUGCGGGGUUGCAUCAGUUAAAUCGUAAAGCAGCGCGGGCAUCUACUAUAAAGUGUCAGUGCUACCCACCAUCUACCCCUUGUGCAAUGUGUGGGGGAAGGUACAACAAUAAACAAGCUAUGGACUCUGACAACAUGCCAUUAAAUGAGAGAGUGGGCCUCCUUGAUCCAGCGUUCCAUCCAGUACUCUCAUUCUCACAAGAUGUUCCUUUACCAGUGCACUUUGAGUCCUUGUUGAAGACUGGGGAGUGGCAGAACAAACCAUCACCUCGUACUGAGAAAAGGAAGUAUUCUGGUGCGGAUGAUCACAAGAAGUAUAUGCGCAAGUACAACAACAAAAGUCCAACCACUGCUGCCAUUCUCAAUGCCUCUACAAAAUUGCGGAUCAAAUAUAGUGAAAGAGCACUGUCAAAGAGUGGUGGUUCCCUUCCUGGAACUCCAAGACUGUCUGCUUCAGAUAGUAGAAUAUGUCGAUCUGAGUCGAAGAAUAGGCGCAAGGCUGCCAGGCUGGCUAUGGCUGCUCUUACUAAAAAAGAGCGUCGAAUGUCUUUGAAUGAUCGCUUGAGACGCACAGUGGGAACCCCAUCUCCUGGGCCAAGAGAAACCCCACCACCUGGCAUGGCUCAGAGCUGCCCCAGUGGGACUCUCAAGGAAAUGAAGGAAGCGUUAAUUAAAAAGAGGCGAAUGGAAAAUGCUUUUGACAUCAAUAAUAUUGUAAUUCCAUAUGGCAUGGCAGCAUCAUCAAGAGUUGAAAAGCUACAGUAUAAGGAAAUCAUAACACCAAAAUGGCGUGAAGUAGAUCCUUUCCAUGAUGCUCUCGUGACAAAGACCACUGAGAAUGGACCAAUAAAACCUGAAGAGGUUGCACAAGUGAAUGGUACAAUAACUUCUGAGGAACAGAGUGUAAAAGAAGCAGAGACUGGAGUUGAGACAGUUGCUGCAGCUGUCCAACCAGGCCCUGUUGUCACAACACCAACUCCCCCAUCUUCACCCCAGGAAGCAACAGAAGAGAUUGAGGACACGAGUGAUGAGUUCUACAGUAUGAAACAUCUGCCUUGUGAGGUCCAGGAGAAAAAACGUUUUAUCUCGUAUCUGGUUACACCCACAAGUCGAGGCCGUUCAGCCAAUAGCAGGUCUGAACACAGAACUGAUAGUCGUACGAGAACAGACAGUGGGGCAACAACCCCUGAUCCAUUAUCUCCAGAGGCUAGUCUUAAUGACAGUAGUAUAUUUGCCUCAAUGAACAGUACCUCAAGUUUGCAAUCAGUCAGUUCCCCUUUGGCAUCUCCAGUGACUCCAAACUCAUCCUCCUCUAAGUUAGCUUCUCUAGAAGAGCACAGCAUUUUGGGGCGAAAACGUAGUGGAUCUCUGUCACAGAAACGUGAGCGCACUAUAUCCUGUAUGAGUGAUGAUAAUAUGGUACGCUCUACAUCAGCGACGCCAGAUGUUGAUGUACAAGUGACCCCAUGGGAGACAGCUAAAUUCCCAUUGAGCGAGAAUGACCUAGUGACCUAUCUAGAAACUCCACCACCUCCCCGUGCUCAGCCAGUUAUCACAACCUCUGUACUGCCAAUCAGACACCAUACACAUUACCACCAUCAGACCUAUGACACCACCCCUGUCAGUAGUAGGGCUUGCUCCCCUAAUUUCAUAACAUCCCCUGAGUCUGAUGAAUUCUUUGAUGAUGACCCAAAUGAUCCAGAAUAUGAUCCUGAGUGGACUGUAGUGAGUGGGGUACGUCAACCUGCAAAAUCUACAGGCCUUGUGCUUAAACUAGCAAAGCGUUGAGGCCUGAAUAUUCAGAGAGAUACAGAGAAUAGCUACAUAGGUAUAUGUUGAAAUAGAUAUCUGCUAUGAGAGAUGUGGAAUGAUGUUGUGCAUAUCCACUAAGAAUGAUAUCAGAUAUGUAGCAAGAUAUACUCGAAAAUUCAAAAGGCUAGUAGCAAGCCAAUGUUUGCUGUUAAGCUUCUACAAAGUUCCAUAUGUACAAAUAUGUCACUAGUACUGGAAUGGUGGCUGGACACCAAAUAUGGAAUACAACCAAAUAUGGACGUUUAGGAUGAAAAGUUGAAUGGAUUAUCAUUGAGGAGAGCUAAAUGAGUGCAUUACUCAUCGGUUUUUUUCAAAUAGAUAAAUGGUUUAAAUAGGGCUAGAAAUUAGCAAGGGGCAAGUUUGCUAUCAGGCAAUGUAAAAUCUUGCUCCUGUCUUUAAAUUGUAGGUCAAGCCCUGUUAUUCCAUGAAGUGUCACAUUUAUUCAGGCAAUGGAUACUAUGAAAUUUCUCCCAAUGCAUGUAUCUUAAUGUCUUGUGAAUCAGUUGCUUAUAGUUUGUCUAUGAUCUUCAUAUAUCACAAUGCCCAUAUAUGUCAUAAAUGGUGAUACUACCACAGAUCAUUGAAGUCAUUUUUUCUCAAGCACGCUCAAACAUUGAUCUGGAAAAAUUCAAAUACCAACAUUUUUAGAUAGCACACUGAAUAAGAUACAAGUCCAGGCUGAGUUAAAGUUAACAUUAAAAUUAUAUAAUUUUUGGAGUUGAUUGCAGAUCAAAAAUGUAGUUCCCUUUUGUUUCGUAUUAAAGCCAAACAACACUGGGUACAAUGUUCCUCUUUUGACGGAAACUGUACAUUGGUGUGAAAACAUUGUUGUAUGAAGAUUUAUUUUGUUACAUGUUUUAUUUUAAUGAUCAGUGGUUGUAUUCGUUUACAUGAAAAAUACAUAAAAAGUAAAAAAUGAGAAAAUAUACAAAACAUUGUAUAUAAUGUAUAGUGAGUAGAUGUUAAAGCACAUGGUAAAAUAUAAGCAACAUUUUUGUUGGUGUUAUAUAUUUUCAAUUUGUCAUUAGGUAUCCAGAACUAUUUUGUGUAAAAUUGUGUAAUAUAGAAAACUGUACAAAGCGUCAUCUGUAUAUAUAAUGUAUCCAUUAUUCCAUCACGAUGAUACUCUGUAUCAAAUCCAAAUCUAGCUGUAGACUCUGGCUUUUUAUUGAGGGAAAGUACAGUUAAGGCGUAUUAAUACUUCAUUGUAAAGAACCAGGUUAUCAAAUAGCUAAAUCUCAUCUCACAUACAUGCAUUUCAUACUAAGUUAGUAAUCUAGAGAAAAUAACACAAUCUUGACAAGCUGCAUCUCCAAAAUGUUUUUCUCAUAUAUAAUAGAAGUGUUAUAAACUCAAGUUUGGCCAGUCUGACCUCAUUUUGAAUUAUUGAUUGUCAAGUGUCUCAUUUUCUCUAUGUUUCUAACUAUAAAUUCUUCAACACAGAUCAAGACUUGUAUAUAAUGUAAAUAGUUUCUGCUAUGAUCUUUAGGGGUUUGUAUAGAAGGCUUAGUGCCUUGAGAACUAGCUACUAGGAAGCACAUUUCAGUAUAAAUAAGAUGCAUAUAAAUUAGAGUUGGGUCGGGUAAGGGUCUGAUCAGGUUUGACCUCUUGGGUUGAGAUGGGUCACGUGUCAUAUACUAAAAAGAGAUCUUGUUGGUCUCAUAGAUUGUCCUCAAUAUAGCAAGUUCUUUUACCUUUAACUUAGCAAUGAAAGGGGAAAAUAUAUCAGUUGUAAAAUAAGAAAUGUACAUUGGGAAAAAUAUUAACAAACUGUAUUUGUAGAUUGCGUAGAUCAACUACUCAAAUUGGUCUUGGACUGAAAUUGAAUUUCAAAAUUGCCAAAUGAACCUGAUGAAUAUUUGAAUUUUUCCUACAAAUAUGACAUAUCAAUGAGCUAUUAUUAUCUGAGAGUCCAAAUGUUUUCUAAAUUUCAGAUUGCAAUGUGAGAGGGGCCGGCAUCUUUUAUAAAUGUACUGAAUUAUUGGUUAGAGUUGCGUUUCUUUGGGGCUAAUCCGACCUGUUCAUGGCUCGGGUCAUGGUGAUACGUUGGGAAAUAACCAUAGUGAACUGACCUGGCCCAAACCCUACCCAUCUCUAAUAAAAAUGCUGUGAAAAAUUUCAAGUAUGAAUAAUAUACUACAGUGACAUGUACCACUUCAUAUGAUAUAAAAUAUAUCACUUCAAUAUAAAUGCUUAAAAUAUAUCAGUAGGUGUCAAUUUAACUCUGAAAUUUCUGUUAGCAAAUAUUUAUGGGAAUAAUUGAUAUACACUGUACUUGGUUUAGUUUAUCUCAUAUACUCCCACAUAUAAAAUCAAAGAUAAAAGGUUAUAUGAGCAGGCUAUAAACAAGAAUGUAUUCAUAUUGUGUUAAAUGGUUUAAAUGGUGACCUUUUCCUGUUGAGUUUUAAAGCAUGAUGAAAAUACGAAACUUGAUCGUUCAUGUCUAUCUGUAGUGAAUGUGUUCAUGGGUUGAAUCUUCUUACAACACUACUGUACUUGGCACAUAGUGCAAUUGACAAAUAAAUGUUUGAGGUACAAAUAUCAAAACUAAA
This is a messenger RNA of Owenia fusiformis, 6550 nucleotides long. NCBI's taxonomy places the organism in Eukaryota, Metazoa, Annelida, Polychaeta, Sabellida, Oweniidae. The record is from the annotation of a GenBank genome assembly.